Messenger RNA from Acanthosepion pharaonis, 3030 nucleotides. NCBI's taxonomy places the organism in Eukaryota, Metazoa, Mollusca, Cephalopoda, Sepiida, Sepiidae. The record is from the annotation of a GenBank genome assembly.
AUGUCAUUCUCUCGACUGGUUCCGAUUCUCUCUCUCCUCUCUCUCUCUCUCUUGUUUGCUCCAUUACACACACACACCUGCUCUCUGUUUCUCUCUCUCUCUCUCUGUUUCUGGUCUCCUUUUCACACACACGUUGUUCUCUCUCUCUCUGUUUCUCUCUCUCUCUCUCUCUCUCUCUCUUUCUCUCUCUCUGUGUUUCUGGUCUCUCUCACCUCUCUCUCUCUCUCUCUCUGUUACUUUCUCUCUCGAAUUUCGUCUUCCUUUGGUCUUUCUCUUCUCUCUCUCUCUCUUUCUGACGUCUUCUCUUUUCUCUCUCUUCUUCUUAACAUUUUUUUUCUUCCUUUCUUCAUUUUUUUCUGUUUCUAUUUAUAUUAUCUUUCCUUUUCUUUCUUUCUUUUCUUCUUAGUUUUAUUCUCUCACGACUUUCUUUCUUUCUUUUUUAUAUGUGCAUUCGUGUUUCCUUGCUCUACUUUUCAAAGCCAACCCUCUCACCAUCCAAUGUUUCUUUUUCUUUCAACCAUUACACAAAAUUCGAUCAGUCUUCAUUUCUUUCUUCUUCUAUCUUUUUUUAAUUUCUUCGUCUUUUAUUCUUUCUUUCUUUCUUUCGGUUUUUUUCGAUUUCUCUUUUCUUUCUCUCUUUCUCUUCUCUUUCUUCUUUUUUCUUCGGUUUCGUCUUCCUUUCUUUCUUUCUUUCUUCGGUUUUCCUUUCUUUCUUUCUUUCUUUCUUCGGUUUCUUUUCUUACGUCUUUCUUUCUUUUCUUUCUUCGGUCCCCCUUUCUUUUUUCUUCUUUCGUCUUUCUUUCUUUCUUUCUUUCUUUCUUUCUUUUUUCGUCUUUCUUUCUUUUUCUUUUCUUCCCCUUUCGUCUUCCUUUCUUUCUUUCUUUCUUCGGUUUCGUCUUCCUUUCUUUCUUUCUUUCUUUCUUCGGUUUCGUCUUCCUUUCUUUCUUUCUUUCUUCGGUUUCGUCUUCCUUUCUUUCUUUCUUUCUUCGGUUUCGUCUUUCUUUCUUUUUUCUUUCUUCUUUUUCUUUCGUCUUUCCUUUCUUUUUCUUUUUCGGUUUCUUCGGUUUCUUUCUUUUUUCGUUCUUUGCCGGAGGAGGCGAUUUCUUUUUUCUUUCUUCGGUUUCGUCUUUCUUUCUUUCUUUCUUCGGUUUCGUCUUUCUUUCUUUCUUUCUUCGGUUUCGUCUUUCUUUCUUUCUUUCUUCGGUUUCGUCUUUCUUUCUUUCUUUCUUCGGUUUCGUCUUUCUUUCUUUCUUUCUUUCUUCGGUUUCGUCUUUCUUUCUUUUUUUCUUUUUCUUCAGGUCUUUCUUUUUUCUUUCUUCUUUUUCUUUCUUCGGUUUUCGUCUUUCUUUUUUUCUUUCUUUUUCUUUCUUUCUUUCUUUUUGGUUUUCGUCUUUCUUUUUUUUUUUUUUUCCUUUUUCUUCUUUCUUUCUUUUUUUUCGGUUUCGUCUUUCUUUCUUUUUUUCUUUCUUUCGGUUUCUUUCUUUUUUUGCUUUCUUUUCUUUCUUUUUUCUUUUUCGUCUUCGGUUUUCGUCUUUUUUUUUUUUUCUUUUUUUCUUUUCUUUCUUUUCUUUCUUUUUCGUCUUUCUUUCUUUUUUUUUUUUCUUUCUUUCUUUCUUUUUUUUCGUUUCUUUUUCUUUUUCUUUCUUUCUUUUUUUUUCUUUUUUUUUCUUUUUUCUUUUUUUCUUCUUUUCUUUUCUUUUUUUCAGUUUUCUUUUCUUUCUUUUUUUUCGGUUUCUUUUUUUCUUUUUUUUUUCUUUCUUCGGUUUCGUCUUUCUUUCUUUCUUUCUUUCUUUCUUCUUUCGUUUUUCUUUUUUCUUUCUUUCUUUCUUCUUUCGUCUUUAUUUCUUUCUUUCUUUUUCUUUCUUCUUUCUUUCUUUCUUUCUUUUGAGAGUCUUUCUUUCUUUCUUUUCUUUUCGUCUUUCUUUUCAUUCUUUCUUUCUUUCUUUCUUCGGUUUCAUUCUUUCUUUCUUUUUUCUUCGGUUUCUUUCGUCUUUCUUUCUUUUUUUUCUUUUCUUCGGUUUCGUCUUCUUUCUCUUUCUUUCGUCUUUUUUCUUUCUUCUCCAUAAUUCGUUUUUUUUUCUUUCUUUCUUUUCUUUCUUUCUUUUUUUUUCUUUUUUCUUUCUUCGGUUUUCGUCUUUUCUUUCUUUAUUUCUUUUUUCUUUUUUCAUUUCGUCUUUCUUUCUUUUCUUUUUUCUUUUAGUUUCGUCUUUCUUUCUUUUUUUCUUUCUUCGGUUUCGUCUUUUCUUUCUUUCUUCAGUUUCGUCUUUCUUUUCUUUCUUUUUCUUUCUUCGGUUUCGUCUUUCUUUCUUCGGUUUCGUCUUUCUUUCUUCGGUUUCGUCUUUCUUUCUUCGGUUUCGUCUUUCUUUCUUCGGUUUCGUCUUUCUUUCUUCGGUUUCGUCUUUCUUUCUUCGGUUUCGUCUUUCUUUCUUUUUCUUUCUUUCUUCAUUUCGUCUUUUCUUUCUUUUUCUUUCUUUCGGUUUUUCUUUCUUUCUUUUUUCUUUUUCUUUCUUUCUGGUUUUCUCUUUUUUCUUUUUUCUUUCUUUCUUUUUCUUUUUUCUUUCUUUCUUUCUUUCUUUCUUUUUCUUUCUUUCAAUUUCUUUUUUUUUUUUUCUUUUUUUUCUUUCUUUUUUCUUUCUUUCUUUUUUCUUUCUUUUUUUUCUUUCUUUCUUUUUCUUUUCUUCUUUUUUUUCUUUUUUGUUUUUUUCUUUUUUUCUUUCUUUUUUUUUCUUUCUUUUUCUUUUUUUUUUUUCUUUCUUUUUUUGGUUUCUUCUUUCUUUUUUUGCACACUUACUCGUCUUUUGUUCUUCUGUUUUUUGUUCUUUAUCUCGACUUUCUCUCAUCUUUUACCUUUUGACUUUAUCUUUGACUCCUUACAUUUCAAUCUCCUCUUCCUCCUCUAAUAUCUGCCUUUCUUCUCUUCCCACAUCACUCCACCUACUGGGUCCAUCAUGUCUCCCUGGCCUUGACAUCUCCUCCCACCAGUUCUAUAAACACUCCCAUAUCGCUACUAACACAUCACUCCUCAGCUAG